Molecule: messenger RNA, 933 nt
Organism: Iphiclides podalirius (scarce swallowtail)
Lineage: Eukaryota; Metazoa; Arthropoda; Insecta; Lepidoptera; Papilionidae
Source: the annotation of a GenBank genome assembly
AUGUUCGCAAGUUUAACGUAUUUCGUUUUGCUCUCAUCUGUGGUGGUGUUGAAUGGCAAACAGUUUCGCUGCGACUACCGAUAUUUCCCGGACGCUCAGGGUUGGUUGAAAUUACACCGGGUGCCGUCCAAUUGGUUUGAAGCUCGUCUGAGAUGCCACCUUGAAGGGGGCAACCUUGCCUCUCCCUUGAAUAUUGGCCUAAAGAACGCUAUGAAUAUACUGAUCGGCGAGGCGACAGGAGACAUGACGUGCGGCGCCUUCACCGGCAUCCACGCGUUCUUCUCAAAGGGAGACUUCCAUUCGAUCGAAGGAGUCCCCUUAUGGAAGAUACCUCACACGUGGGCCGCCGGAGAACCUGACAACUACAAGGACCAGGAGAGCUGCAUAGCUCUGUUGCCGGACGGUAACGUGGCAGACGUCGACUGCCAUGAACCUUUGCCCUAUAUCUGCUAUAAGAAGAACACCAAGACUAUGGUUAUGUCUGGUUGUGGCACAACUGAUAAUGAGUACGUGUUUGAUUCUGGUACGGGAAGUUGCUACAAGUUCCACACGGUGCCGCGCACGUGGUCACGCGCGUAUAUGGCGUGCGCGGCCGAGGGUGGCCAUCUGGUCAUCAUAAACAGCGACCACGAGGCGAAAGUGGUCAGGGAACUGUUCGCGAAGCAUCCCGGUGGCAGCAUGCUGGGCCACUUCUGGAAGGAUGUCGCCUUCGUCGGCUUCCACGAUUGGAACGAGCACGGCGAGUGGCUGACUAUUCAUGGCGAAACGCUCGCGGAGGCCGGCUACGCCAAGUUCUCCGGCGGCGAGCCCAACAAUGCCACCACUGGCGAGUUCUGCGGAGCCGUGUACCGAUCGGCGCUCUUCGACGACCUCUGGUGCGAGAACAAGUACGCGUUCAUCUGCGAGAAGAGCCCCGACAGCCUGCUGUGCGAC